GCAGCGACACUUAAUUUUUAUUUUUAUUUUGAUGUGCACACAGGAUCAGCAGAAGAAUAGCAGAAAAUCAGCAUUUAUGCAUCAUUCGUUGGAUGAUAUCACUAGGGCUUUAUUUGCAAAUCUCAGAGGGGGCGUAAAUGAAGAGGAUGAGCUUAUGAGUGCCGCGCAUACCUGUCCUUUAUGUGAAUCUCAGUUAGUUCCUUGGUUUCUCGGUUAUUUUGAAGAAUCUGGUCAGCAAUAUGAGCGUAUUUUGUGGACGUGCCCUAAGCAAGAGACUAGACAAUGCUAUUUCCCAAUGAAUAUACUUCCUUUGGAGGUUUUUUGGAUUCGACGUUCGCUUGAACAAAUGGCCAAAGGAAUUAUUCCUUUGCCGAAUCUUCACCUAUUGCCAAAGAAAUAUCACUACCUUUAUCCAAAAUUGCUUCCAACAGGGAAAAGAAAUAACAAACAAAAACCAGAAAUGAGAUUAGAUAUAACACCACAUUCGACUUCUCAUUUGCUAAGAAUUUCGAAUUCGAUUACCAGUGAGACUUCUAUUGGAACAUUACUCAAGGAUCUUCACAAGUCGCAGCAGAAGGCAAGUACUAGUAGCGAUGCUUCUUCUUUGGUAGCCCAGGCUCCAAUGGAUAAGUGUCGAAAACUUGUGGAUUUAAAUCCGAAUACUUCAACAGCUCUGGUUGUUCAUUUUUUACCCAAGUAUCAUCCUUUGCUGUUUGUUCAGAAAACGCACAAACUAUUGAGCGAUGAGAACUUUGGACUUGACACUCAAUAUGUUCAGAAUAAUACUGCUAUACAGCAUCACAGGUAUAUUGUAAAUGUUCCAUUCGCUUCAACACAAACCUCGCAAUCGGAAGCCGUAAAUCAACAAUUAAGUCACUCAUUGGAGCUUAGACGAUUUUGUCAACGAACUGGUGUGAUAAAUGAAGGUAGCAAUACUUGUAAUAACAACCAAAACAAUGAAACUAUUGAAAAAGAGGUGAAACAAAGUGAGACAAGAUACCUUUCUUUAAUUAAAAAUCCGUCACCAGUAAAAUUGCCAUCUUUAAUACCAACACCUUCGAGUGUAUUGGUUGAGAAGAAUCGAAAACUAAAGAAUCAGAGACGAUUGGAACGUUUGAAUUCUAGGGAAAACGAACGAGCGCGGUCAUUGUCGGCGAGAUUUGGGAUUACCCCGAAAUCAAGUAAAUCAAAAAGUGCCGAAAAUAAACGUUUCGAACUUCAUGAAGGAAUUCUUCCACAAUGCAGCACUUUGAUUCAAUCACAUCACCCUGUUGAUGAAGACUUUGCACUUUUUGAUUCUUCUUGUCCAGUUACAACAUAUUCAUCAAUUAGCAGCAGUAGCAUUGACUGUGCCGAAUCUUUAGCUACUAAAAAUUCAGACGAGGCUCGAAGACGAAGAGAAGUUCGGAAAGCUGCACGUGCCCAACUACCUAAAUCUUUACUUGAAGAACAGCGUCGAAAAGAAGAAGAACGGUUAGUUUCUAUUCAAACAGAAGAUAAUGUACGACGAAAAAUGGAACUUUUGUUGGCGACUGCACUUUCACGAAAUAAGACAAAAUCGGAGACAAAAACAAAAAUAACUACUUGUGAACAAAACGUGCCGAAGAUUACCGCUAUAGAAAUGAGUAAUUUUGACAAUAAUCACAUGGAGCUCUCAGGAAUUCCGCACGAUUUUCAUCAAGAUCAAAUGACUUCAACAAGUACAGUCAUAUCUUCUUAUCGCCAGAAACCGUCAUCUGAAUUGACACCAAUAAACUACGAAAAUGAGGGACAGAAUGUUGAUAAAUUUGACGUUUAUGAUAGGUGUGGAACAGUUAUGGAUAUUGGUAACGAUGAUGAAUUUGAUUUUGGAUUUGGAUUGGAGAAUGAAUUCAUCAAUGGAGGAAGUAAUAUUGGAGAUGGAGAUACUUUGAUGCAUAUGAAUGAUGAUACUUCACUUUUAGAAGAAUUGAGUAAUAGAUAA
Meloidogyne enterolobii is the source of this 1963-nucleotide messenger RNA. The record is from the annotation of a GenBank genome assembly. NCBI's taxonomy places the organism in Eukaryota, Metazoa, Nematoda, Chromadorea, Rhabditida, Meloidogynidae.